AUGGGCGUCAUCCGAACCCUCUUCAGCACCGCCGUCCUCGGUGGCGCCGGCAGCGGUGCCGCAUUCGCAUUCUGGACGCGCAACUCCCACUUCGUCCCUCUUCCCCCCACCGACGCCAUCUUCGCCUCGCCAGCCUACGCAGCCCAGAACCCCAACGGCAACCCGGUCACGAAGGACCUCUGCGUGCGCAGGGUCCCGCUGCGCGAGAUCCGGCCGCAGCUGCUGGAGAAGGAGGGGAAGCUGGUUGAGGCGUUUUGCGCGGGGGUUUGGAGCGGUUAUGGCUACACCCUCCAACGUCACUACCUAUCCUCAAAAUACCGCACCCCCAACAACACCUCGCAACAGCUCUGGGACGCCCCCUCCCUCCAAACCAGCACCUACCCCCCCGGCACCCAGAUCAGCAACCACUUCGUCGUCGUCUCCAAGACGCCCACAUCUAUCGUCGUGCGCUGCGGCGACGCCCCCGCCGUGCAAGGCGUCCGGGCCUCCGACGGCUUGUUCGAGAUGGGCGUAGAAGUCCAUCCCGAAGGCGAAGGCGAAGGCGACGAGAAGGGAGGCGUAGCGGUCUUUCGUCUCAAGAGCGUAUUUUUCCAAGGGAGUGGCACAGCGAAGGACAAGCCUAUGCCGAACCAUAUAGAGUUCUUGCAUCGUUUGUAUACGAAGGUGUGGAUGGAGACGGCGCUGCGGAAUGUCACGUUAUAA
Molecule: messenger RNA, 702 nt
Organism: Drepanopeziza brunnea f. sp. 'multigermtubi' MB_m1
Lineage: Eukaryota; Fungi; Ascomycota; Leotiomycetes; Helotiales; Drepanopezizaceae
Source: RefSeq, a predicted model, not a curated record